AUGUGGAAAAAGGUUUCAAGACUUGUUGAGGGUUGUAAUACUUGUAAGCAAUCCAAGAUGACCUUACAAGCUCACGGACCAUACAUGCCUUUAUCGAUUCCAAGCUCACCAUGGGAAGAUGUAAGUAUUGAUUUCAUUGUUGGCUUGCCGAGAACAAGACGAAAUAAUGAUUCCAUUAUGGUUAUAGUAGAUAGAUUCUCAAAAAUGGCUCAUUUUAUUGCUUGUAACAAAACUAAUGAUGCAUCUCAUAUUCUGAAUUUGUACUUUGAAAAUGUUGUAAAACUCCAUGGAAUUCCUAGGAGCAUAGUUAGGAACUACCUUGAAGUUCAGUACGGCUUUUCAUCCUCAAACAGAUGGACAAACAGAAGUGGUCAAUCAAAGCUUAGGCAACAUUUUGCAAAGUUUGCUAAAGGGGAAAGUAAAAGUAGUUGCAAAAUUUUGUCCAAACGUUUCUUUCAUCAGCAAGUUUUAGUUAGUGAAGUGCAUAUUCUUGCUGGAGAUAUUGGAAACUUCUUGCAGAAAGCAUUUUUUAGGUUGGAUGAUGGAUGCGUUGGCCAACGAGGAUGGCGGGAAUUAGCUGUUUUGGGUGAUAAAAUAAACAAGUUUACUGGCAUGAUAGAAGGAUUGAUAUGGUUCUCCCAGAGGUGGUGAUUAGUAAUGGACCAACAUGAUUGGGCUUUGAAGACGGGCCCACACUCUGAUUUUUCUGGACCAACUUCUGGAAGCACAGCUGAAUGUUGCAAUUGUUAGAAAAAACAAACCCAACUUGUUGUUGCAAAUGCUGGUGAUUCUCGGUGGUGCAUAUCUAGAAAGGGCCAGGCAUAUAAUCUGUCUAGAGAUCACAAGGGGCUUGAUCUUGAGGCUGAGAAAGAAGGAUUUUUAAAAGCUGGGUGGUUUCAUAAACAUGAGACGGGUCAAAUUGGUAGUUUGAAUCUUGCAAGAGCUAUAGGUGACAUUGGAAUCAAGCAGAAUAAAUUUUGCCUUGCUGAAAAAGCAAAUUUGUAA
Molecule: messenger RNA, 1005 nt
Organism: Jatropha curcas
Lineage: Eukaryota; Viridiplantae; Streptophyta; Magnoliopsida; Malpighiales; Euphorbiaceae
Source: RefSeq, a predicted model, not a curated record